AUGGUGUCUCCAAGCCAGCACGUGGGCCCAGCAGUGCAGGCCAGGCGUUUGCUAGGCCGGCAGCGCAACUGCGGCGCUUUGGAGGGGCGCCCGGAGGACCAGGGUUUCUCGCACGCGGGCAGCAGCCCUGCAGUGCCAUUAGGACCGCUAACGCACAAGAUCUGGCGAGAGCAGCAGGCCGCAUCCUGCCCAGAAACUGCUGAGAGCAACCGGGGCUGCGGGGUGGAGCGUGUGUCAGCCGGUAUCCCUGGAAGCUCUAAUGUGGCUGCUGGCAGUAACCGUCGUCUUCAGCAGACUCAACAUCAAGUAGAUGAGGUUGUUGACAUCAUGAGAGUGAAUGUGGACAAGGUAUUGGAGCGAGAUCAGAAGCUGUCAGAGUUGGAUGACCGUGCUGAUGCACUGCAAGCAGGAGCUUCCCAGUUUGAGACCAGUGCAGCCAAGCUGAAAAGAAAGUAUUGGUGGAAGAACUGUAAGAUGUGGGCAAUAUUGAUAGCUGUUGUUGUCAUUCUCAUCAUCAUCAUUAUUGUCUGGAUUGCAUAUUCAUGA
Opisthocomus hoazin is the source of this 546-nucleotide messenger RNA. Lineage: Eukaryota; Metazoa; Chordata; Aves; Opisthocomiformes; Opisthocomidae. The record is from RefSeq and is a predicted model, not a curated record.